GCGGCGGCGCUGGAGCGCGCCGGGCGUGAGCUGGGACUGGGCGACCGGGGCGCAGGCGAGUGGCGCGCCCUGCAGUUGGCGAUCGAGGGCUGGGGGCCAGCCGAGGGCGCCGAUGACGCACCGUUGCCGGACACUUUCUGCAGCGCGGCGGUGGAGGUCGGCCUCGGCGCCGGGCGCUUCCGCCUCCGCCUGGCGAGGCACGGCUCCGCAGCGCUGAGGGCCGCGGAGGAGGCCGGCGACUUCGACCUCGCCCCGCUGGAGCUGCAGCUGGUCGCCACCAGCCCCGUGGGCGACGGGGCCCUGGCGAUCUCAUGCGGCCACACGGAGGAGACCACGCGGGCGGGCGCCGGGCCUGCUGCGGGCGGGCGCCGGGCCAACGCAACCACGAUUCUCGCGAGCCUCGGGCCCCCCCUUUCCCCGCCCUGCCGCCGCGACGACGACGACGACUGA
This is a messenger RNA of Prorocentrum cordatum, 450 nucleotides long. Lineage: Eukaryota; Dinophyceae; Prorocentrales; Prorocentraceae. The record is from the annotation of a GenBank genome assembly.